Siniperca chuatsi (mandarin fish) is the source of this 2090-nucleotide messenger RNA. It is a transcript of the gene fgf19, whose product is annotated as fibroblast growth factor 19. Lineage: Eukaryota; Metazoa; Chordata; Actinopteri; Centrarchiformes; Sinipercidae. Gene Ontology annotation, molecular function: fibroblast growth factor receptor binding; growth factor activity. The record is from RefSeq and is a predicted model, not a curated record. Gene Ontology annotation, cellular component: cytoplasm. The coding region runs from base 607 to 1227 and encodes 206 amino acids. Gene Ontology annotation, biological process: positive regulation of gene expression; animal organ morphogenesis; positive regulation of protein phosphorylation. The transcript has 3 exons.
CGGUGAUGAUGAUGAUGAUGAUGGUGAUGAUGAUGGUGAUAAUAAAAAUCUUCCUGCGUUCAUUAUUAUACACAGUAGCUUAAUAGGUAGAAUUGCCAUUUGUGUAUUCGUGCCUAUUUUUCUUUGUGCCUGGUUGGACUGGGCCUACACGCUGUAUGAGCUGCGUAUGUCCUGGUAUGUCUCCACAGGGGGACGUGGACACUCCUGCACUGAGACUUUACCCACAAACAAUAGGCUGCACACAUGGCCAUGGUACAUUCCACAAGCAAAUUUCUGAAUUUGAAAUUCAUGCAAUCUUCCACAAUAAGACACCCCGGAUGACGUCAUUAAGAGUAAUAAUGUAAUGAAAAAGAAAAUGUCAUGAGUCGUAUUUUCUACAGUGUAUUUAACACCACUGAACUGUCACAGAGACAUGACCGGGGCUGGUCUGGGGCCAGCGGAGAGCUGGGAUUCAGUUGGAUGUCGUGCAGGGGUGUGUUGUGGUCCGCUUCUGGGAACUGGAUUUGGGAAAGAGGGUUAUCUGCAGCUGAUAAGGGCCACAUUUAAAAGGCUGGGUUAGGAUGAGACGACUUGACUUCACACAGCUUACACAGGACCUGACACAUCAUGCUGCAGCUCGUGGUCACUGUAUCCGUUGCCAAUAUGUUUUUUGCUGUCGGGGUUGUUUGCAUGCCCCUACCGGACCAGGGGCCCCACAUCGCCCACGGCUGGGGCCAGGUGGUCCGGCUCAGGCACCUGUACGCCGCCAGACCGGGACUGCACCUACUGAUCAGCGGAGACGGACAGAUCCGCGGCUCUGCGGACCAAACUCUGCACAGUCUGCUGGAGAUCCGUCCGGUGGAUCCAGGCCGCGUUGUCAUCAGAGGCGUAGCGACGGCUCGCUUUCUCUGCAUGGAAGGCGACGGAAGGCUGUACUCUUCGCACACCUACAGCAGAGACGACUGCACCUUCAGAGAGCAGAUCCUGCCGGACGGGUACAACAUCUACGUCUCUGACAGACAUGGAGCCCUGCUCAGUCUGGGAAACCACCGGCAGAGGCUGCAGGAUCGAGACCGAGGCGUCCCAGCUCUGGCCCAGUUCCUCCCCAGGAUCGGCGACCCGGAUCAGGCCUCGUCCCCUGACCAGCCGGGACAGAGCGCGGCCCAAACAGAAGAACCCGUGGACACGAUGGACUCGUUGGGAAGGCUCUCUCAGAUCAUUCACAGUCCCAGCUUCCACAAGAGAUGAGACAGCAGCUCUGAGACAGCAGGAAAUAGACGUGUCCCGGGCUCCUCCCUGCAUGCUGCACGGCCGGGGACCGACUGCACACCCAGCCAGACUGCAAGCGCACUGCUUGCUGCGACAUGCCAGCCCUGUCAGCCAGACAUGACCGAACUGAACACGAGUGCAGUGUCCUACAGAGCGAACGGCACCUGUACUGAGUCUGAGUGUAGUGUUCCAUCCUGGCUGUCAGUAACAGCCUUUACAUCUUUACAUUUACUGAACCAACACCCAGGGUGCGCUCGUUCUACCCCCCCCCCAAAAAAAAAAGCCUGUGGCACACAGGGAGGGGUGGUUUGUUUGGAAUAAAGAGAGGGUGACAUGACCAGUAACCAUGUAGUAGAUGAAGAGCAGCGCCCACAGAAACAUGAAACGUUAGUCCCACUGUCUGAUUGUAGGAAGUGCAGUGCCACAUGAAGGAGCACCAAAAACGGGACUCUGCUUAUUAUGACUGUUGCCACCUUACACAAAGUGUUUCUGUUUAGAAGAGACAACAAGCGGGUCUCAGACAAGAAUCUCAGGGUCUACAGAAGACCUGGCUGCCUGUAGCUGAGGAUCAGGAUGUAAGAUUAGGAUAGUAAGGUCAGAUGACUACUUUUCUUCUUGCAGUAGUGUAGGUGUAUUUAUUUGGUUAUUUAAAUCUCCAGCAGUUUGAAUGUGAAUACCUAUUAUGCUUUACUGAAUGCACCUCUGCAUUUACUGUAUGUGUUGAUGUUUCCUGUUACAUGUAAAGCAACUGUUUGCAUUGUGUGAUGUUUAAUUUGAUAGAAAAUGUUCAAGAUCAUAAUAAAGCUUCCAAGCAGGGUCACUGUGUGUUAUUAAGAUGAAAA